Molecule: messenger RNA, 2112 nt
Organism: Fusarium redolens
Lineage: Eukaryota; Fungi; Ascomycota; Sordariomycetes; Hypocreales; Nectriaceae
Product: P-loop containing nucleoside triphosphate hydrolase protein
Exons: 10
Coding region: 1-2112 (703 amino acids)
Biological process (GO): double-strand break repair via homologous recombination
Cellular component (GO): cytoplasm; chromosome; nucleus
Molecular function (GO): ATP binding; 3'-5' DNA helicase activity; nucleic acid binding
Source: RefSeq, a predicted model, not a curated record
AUGGGGAUUUCUGACGAAGACUUCGACUCUGGAGACGCUCUCUUUGACGACAUUGAUGAGGAUGACCUCAUCUUUGACGCACUCGAAGAGGCGGGAGUGAUGAAUCCGACCAAGAAGCAUAGUAGAGGCAAAGAGAACGAUGUUCAAGAUCUAGCGCCUGCAAAGAAAGCGCGGCGUGGUUCCUUCAGUCUUACUGAAAAUAGUUCCAAGGGCCGACUUGGCGAGACACAACGGAUUCAGCUUGCACGAAAGCUCUUGGCCGACAAGUUUGGCUACAAAGAGUUUCGCCAUGAGCAAGAGGCUGCCAUCGCCAGACUUCUUGAUGGCGAGAAUGCCCUUGUUGUCUUCCCAACUGGUGCCGGAAAGUCACUUUGCUACCAGAUCCCCGCCAUUGCAUUCACAGAACUUGACCGCCAGACCAAAGAGAGACAGGCCAACGACUCUGGUAUUACUAUCGUCGUUUCGCCUCUCAUUGCUCUGAUGAAGGACCAAGUUGAUGCGCUCAAGCGGAGGGGCAUUGCAGCGGAAUGCAUGGACUCCACGAAAACUUGGGAUGAAAUACAAAAGAUCAACAAGGAUCUGCGAGAGGGACAGUUACGCCUACUGUACUGCGCUCCCGAGCGCCUCAACAAUGAAGGAUUCGUUGAGACGAUGAAGCGAGUCAAGGGAGGAGUUAGAAUGAUUGGCGUGGACGAAGCUCACUGUAUCUCAGAGUGGGGACAUUCUUUUCGCCCUGACUACCUGAAAGUUGCCCGGUUCGUUCAGGAGAUCAAGGCCGAACGAGUCAUCUGCUUGACAGCUACCGCUACACCACCUGUCGUCAAAGACAUUUGCCAAGCGUUCGAUAUUUCCGACCAAGGCGUUUUCAGAACGUCUGUUUAUCGUCCCAACCUUCGACUCGAAGCCGAAGCCGUCAAGGUCAAGGAUGACAAGUAUGAGCUUUUGUUCAAGUUCUUGAAAACGCACCCCGGCUCGACACUCAUCUACACUACUCUCCAAAAGCAAGCUGAAGAGCUGGCGGCACACCUCACUAAGCAGGGUGUUCCCGCCGCCCACUUCCACGCUGGUAUGAAAGUUGAUGAGAAGAGACUGAUACAAGAUGAUUUCAUGAGCUCUAAAAUCCAAACGGUAGUUGCAACCAUUGCAUUUGGCAUGGGCAUCGACAAGUCAGAUAUUCGGAAUAUUAUCCACUGGGAUAUCCCGAGUACCGUCGAGGAGUACUGUCAGCAAGUCGGCCGUGCCGGUCGUGACGGCAAACCAAGCUACUGCAUGCUCUACCUCUGCCGGGAAGACUUUUGGAUCAAAGAGAACUUUGCGCGUGGAGACCUACCGUCCCGCAACUCGUUGCGCAACCUCCUAAAGGAAAUCUUCGAUGGCGAUGUUGUCAAACUGCCGCUUGGCGAAACUUUCAAAUUCGAAGCAAAUGGGCAAUACUAUCCCCGUCUCAAGAGCAUGAACACGCCAGAGAGCAAGGCCAUCUUGAAGCACGCCAAGAAGGCCAAGAAAUUUCACUCGAUUGAUCCAACGAAAGUCGCCAAGGAAGAGGGUUUACGACGGAACGAAAUCAUCAACCUUCUCAAUGAUCUCAACAACAGUGGUGCUAUCGUCCUCACCGUCGGAGGAGUCGAGCAGAAGUACAAAGUCAUGGACAAGCUACCAAAAACAGACACAGCAAUCGACGAUCUAACAGACAAGCUCUACGACGACCUUAAGAGGCGCGAGAAGCAGGCUCUCGAUAGACUCAAGGACGUCAUCGAUCUCGUCACAGCCCCAAAAUGCUUCGGCCUCUCCAUCGCACAACACUUCGGCAUGGAUCUUCCAGGAAACAAGAAGAAGUGCGGACACUGCACGUUCUGUCUCAAGGGUGCAGCUGUGAAGCUGCCACCUUCGUCACCCAAACAGGUCGACAGAGCAGCGAUCAACAAGGUGCUGAUAUCGACAGACAUCCGAGAUGAUGCGCGUUUUCUAGCGAGGAUUGCGUUUGGCAUCAAGAGCCCGCGGGUUGGCAAGUUGAAGCUGGACAGGUCUCCGGUGUUCAUGUCAAUGGCCGAUCACGAUUUUGAUGCAAUUUUGAAGGAGUUCAAGAAGGCUUGCCAUGAAAAGGAUGAAUGA